UGAGUCUAUAAUCGAUAUCGGUUUGUAUAUCCAUGCUCAGUAGUAGCGGGGGUUGAAUGACCCCUGUCGCGUGACCGUUACACUACUAACAGUUUUCACUUGUCAUUGAGCUUGGACUGAGGCGCGCUCCUGUCUGAAGCUAGCACGGCUUGCCGUUUAUUUUAAACGCUGAUAUUUACUUGUUCCAUAUAUAUAUAUAACUCAGAAGACCGAUAUAAAAGCUGAGAUGGCGGAGACUCAGGCCUUUGUGACCCUGGCCACCACAGACGCCUAUAGCAUGGGAUGUUUAGUGGUAGGCAAAAGUUUGCGCAGGCAUGGAACAUCAAGGAAAUUAGUGGCUAUGGUUUCCCCCAAUGUUUCCAGAACAUCAAGAUUGGCGCUGGAGCAUGUGUUUGAUGAAGUUGUACUGGUAGAUGUGUUGGACAGUAGAGACGAGACUCAUCUCACCUGGCUGCAACGUCCUGAACUAGGGGUCACCUUCACCAAACUCCACUGCUGGACUCUUACACAGUACACGAAGUGUGUGUUCUUGGAUGCAGACACACUUGUACUGUGUAAUGUUGAUGAGCUGUUUGAAUAUGAAGAACUGUCUGCUGCACCUGAUCCAGGCUGGCCGGAUUGUUUCAACUCUGGGGUAUUCGUGUUUAGGCCCUCCCUGAAGACCCAUACCCAAAUACUGGAACACGCUGCACAGCACGGCAGCUUUGAUGGAGGAGACCAGGGCAUAUUAAACACUUUCUUCAGCGACUGGGCAGUGAAAGAUAUCAGAAAGCAUUUACCAUUUGUGUACAACCUCACAGCCGCUGCCAUUUACACGUAUCUACCAGCAUUUCAGCAGUAUGGCCACCAUGCAAAAAUUGUCCACUUCCUGGGUGGGACUAAGCCCUGGCAGCUUCCAUAUGAUCCCCAGGCUGCCAGUGAGUCAUCUUUAAGGGAUUCCAGCAAGAACUUUCAGCAGUUUAUGAAUUUAUGGUGGGUGGAGUACUACAGUCAAAGACAGCUACAAUUUAAGAAGGAUGACAAGAAUGAAGACUAUCAGUCAGUGCAGCAGUUGGUUUCUCCACAGACACAUCAGACUCCAUCACAAAGCCAAAAGAGCAGCACUGAAGCCCACCACAGAGUCAUGAUGAUGCCCUCUCUUCCUCUGGCUGUGGACUCACUACCAAUCAGCUCUAGCUCAUCUCAAAAGUCAGAGCAAUCUGAAAGUGGUUCUGCAAGAGAAAUGAAGAAUAUUCUCUAUGAUGUCCUGUCUGGUGGGGAGACUGAAGAGACCCCUGUAGUCAGUCCUCCAUCUGAGCACACAGAACCAGAGACUACUGAUGAUACUGCCUCAGCCGCUGGAGAAGCUAAUAUUCUCUAUGAUGUCCUGUCUGGUGGGGAGACUGAAGAGACCCCUGUAGUCAGUCCUCCAUCUGAGCACACAGAACCAGAGACUACUGAUGAUUCUGCCUCAGCCGCUGGAGAAGCUGCUGCUGCUGAGGCAGAGAUGGAUGACCUGGAGCAUCGCCGCAUGUGGGAGGAAGGUCGCGCUGAUUAUAUGGGUAAAGACGCCUUUGAUAACAUCAUGAGGAAACUUGACCAGUUCCUUGAUUAAAUAAGUGUGCAUCUACUUGAUGUGUGUUUAUGAGAUUAUAUUAAAAAGCUAUCUCUAUAUAGUUUUGUUAGUACUGUUUAUCCGUCAUCAUCACAACUGUUAUAUUUCCCCCUCCUCAGAUACAGCUGUUUUUCUACCUCUCUUGUGUUUUUGCCCAUCAUAUCCAGAAACAUAUAUCAUAUAUAAACAUAAACAUCUUGAUGUACAAAUCUAGUAUUUCAGUUUGUGUAUUAUGAACCUACACAUGAUCAGAUCUGUAUGAUUUAGCCUUUGCCGUGAUUUUUUGUUUUUCAGUUUUUAUAAAUAAUUUACUCUUAAUAUUCUCUAAUAGCUGUUAAGGGAGACAUUUUGGAUUACUGUUUAAAAUAAAUUGUUUAAAUAUUAAAUAGCAAAUCCUUAAAUCAAGAGGAAAUGUGUCUUAACAAA
Molecule: messenger RNA, 2020 nt
Organism: Carassius auratus (goldfish)
Lineage: Eukaryota; Metazoa; Chordata; Actinopteri; Cypriniformes; Cyprinidae
Gene: gyg2
Product: glycogenin 2
Exons: 10
Coding region: 227-1594 (455 amino acids)
Molecular function (GO): glycosyltransferase activity
Source: RefSeq, a predicted model, not a curated record